GCUCCGUUCCCGCCGCGGCGAGGAGGCGCCUCAGCGGCAGCGGCCGCUUCCGGAGGCGGGAGCGUGUGUGGGGGGAGUCGAGCGCCGCUGCCCGUUGCUGUGGCGUGCGCGGCGCCGCCAUGUCCUACUGCAGGCAAGAAGGAAAAGACAAAAUUAUAUUUGUGACCAAGGAGGACCAUGAGACACCAAGCAGUGCUGAACUUGUUGCAGAUGACCCAGAUGACCCUUAUGAAGAACAAGGCUUGAUAUUGCCCAAUGGAGAUAUCAAUUGGAACUGCCCGUGUCUGGGUGGAAUGGCUAGUGGUCCUUGUGGGGAGCAGUUCAAGUCAGCCUUUUCUUGUUUCCACUAUAGCACAGAAGAAAUAAAGGGAUCAGACUGUGUGGACCAAUUCCGUGCCAUGCAGGAAUGCAUGCAAAAAUAUCCAGAUCUUUACCCUCAAGAAGAUGAAAACGAAGAGAAAGAGACAUCUAGCAAAGAUUUGGAAGAUACUCCUGUGGAGGCUUCUGUUGCCAAAGAAGAGAAAGGAUCUAGCUAAUGAAGAUGCAAGGAGGCUGUUGUCUCCAUUUCUCAUUUUCAGAGGCAUGGACUUUUGCAGUAUGUCUGUCUUUUGAGUCCUCAAGAAAUGUUUCACCAUUGUUCUAUACACUGUAUCAUAGUAAGUAAUUUAUUGUAGAAGGCGAAAUCUCAGUGCUACAACCUUGCAAAUAAAUACUGCAGAAAGAACCAGUAUGUGUGUGUGCUGUGUAAACUGUUACCGGACACAGUUAAUACUUUAACAGCUGUUCUCACACCUCAAUUUCUCCUUGAGUUUUGACUUGAAUAAUCUCUUUAAAUAUACAUAGCUGUCAGCAAAAAUUUUGGUAGUGCACCAGGUCUGUAUUCAUUUCAGUAUGCUCUGAUCAGUAGCUGCUCUUUUGUAAUGUAUUUCUGUUCUGUUAAUAGAAAUUACAUUAAAUGAUUGUUUCUCCUUAAUAUUUUUUUUUGCUAGAAUGAUACAAGAUGUAGUAAACAGCCUAAAUCUAAAAUUUGUAAGAUAAUUUCAAAUGGUAUGAUUAGAUUUGGGUUGCAUUUUACUACUGACAUCAGGUAAGGACUGCCAGAAAAACAAUGACGUGUGUGAUUCCUUUGAUUUCGCUUAUUGUGAUGGCUUUUAACUUUUGAAAAACAAUGUCUUGUGCAACCACUGCUAUAAAUGAAUAGAAAGAAUGUUGAUCACUGGCUUUAUUUUUGUUCUGAAAGCACAGUUUUUCGUUUCCCUUAGUUAAUGCCUACUCCUUCAGUGUUUAAACAGGCUCAUGGAAAAUACUUCGAGAAUACAAUGAAAAUGUUACCUGGUGUAAUGAUCUCAAAACAAAUACUGUGACUUAAGUGCAUAUUAAAAAAACAAAUACUUUUUACCUUCA
Molecule: messenger RNA, 1404 nt
Organism: Oxyura jamaicensis (ruddy duck)
Lineage: Eukaryota; Metazoa; Chordata; Aves; Anseriformes; Anatidae
Gene: CHCHD4
Product: coiled-coil-helix-coiled-coil-helix domain containing 4
Exons: 3
Coding region: 120-536 (138 amino acids)
Biological process (GO): protein import into mitochondrial intermembrane space
Cellular component (GO): mitochondrial intermembrane space
Molecular function (GO): protein-disulfide reductase activity
Source: RefSeq, a predicted model, not a curated record